AUGGCUUCCGACUUGACCGCACAACUGGCAGGCAACUCAACACACCUUGCUCGUCAGCUUACGUAUGCACAGAUUUCCCGUCAGUCUGCAUCGCCGCAUCACCAUGCUCGUACAGCAGCUGCCAUGGCGCGCAAUGCUCCUGUCGCCUCUACCGUCACUAUCACCGAUCCGAAUAAUCCCUCCAAAUCGUUCAAUGGACUAAUGAAAGGAGGAAUUGUCAAACACGAUGAAGACAGUGGACGAGGAAACAAAUUGCCGACUCACAACAACAACAAUAACAGCAAUGGUUUACAACAAGCAACACUCGUUCCGCAAACGUGGACGACGUUGGACCUGGGCGGCAUGGGUCUCAAGAACCUUUCACCGGCACUUUGCAACUAUACCUUCUUGACGACGCUUUAUUUGAACUACAACAAUCUGACACAUCUGCCAUCCUCCAUUUCCAACCUCGUAAGCUUGAAAACGCUCGACGCUUCAGGCAACAAGCUCACAUCGAUACCUCCCGAAAUGGGUCUUUUGAUCAAUUUGCGUGAACUGCUGUUGUUUGAUAACAAUAUCACUGAUCUGCCAAAUGAAAUGGGAUCUUUGUAUCAGCUCGAGACGCUUGGAUUGGAGGGCAAUCCUGUUCAGCCAGAAAUCAAGAAUAUUUUGAUGAAGGACGGAUCGGCUGCUGUUAUUCUCUCCUUGCGGGAAAAUGCUCCAGUGGGAAUGCCACCUCCUCAACGCGAAUGGAUUACGGUUGAGAGUAGCUCUUCUGAAGAAGAUGGAGGUAAGUUUAUAAGUUAUACAUUCUCUGUUUUCUGUUUCAAUAUUCUGUGUCAAAAGUACGCUACUGCUCAAGCAUACGGCUACACGCCAUCAUGGGCAUUAUCAUGGGAUUAUCGUAAGGAGCUGAUUCUAUCUGAAAUCCAAAGCCGGAAUGCAGAUAUCAUUUGUCUCCAGGAAUUGGCAUACAAUCAAUAUGAAGAAUAUUUCAGGCAUGAGUUUCGGGAACGUGCUGGCUACGACAGUGUGUUUUACCCUAAAUCCCGUGCAAAGACAAUGUCUGAUAAGGAACGAGGAGAAGUCGAUGGUUGCGCCACUUUCUUCAAGUCAUCCAAAUUUGAACUUAUUGAAGUGAGCUUACUGGAAUACAACCAAAAGGCAUUGCAACGCGCUGAUUUCAAGAAAUGCCCUGAUAUUUAUAACCGAGUAAUGACCAAGGACAACAUUGCUGUACUGACCAUGUUGGAGAACAAGGACACGUUAGCACGAGUACUUGUUGCAAACUCGCAUAUCCAUUGGGAUCCAUCCUUUGCCGACGUGAAGCUUGUCCAGGUCGGCAUGCUAAUGGACGAAAUAGACAAGUUCGCCACCAAGCAUCUGAAACCGCCCACAUCAUCACCCACUGGCGUAGUAUAUCCUAAUACCUCCAAGCUCCCUACUAUCAUUGCCGGCGAUUUCAAUUCGUCACCGGAUUCGGGUGUCUAUGAAUUUUUGUCAAAGGGAGCCGUCAAGCAAAACCACGCAGAUUUUGGCGAGUAUCUCUAUGGCGAUUACACUACCGAUGGCUUGUCGCACAAGUUGUCGCUAAAGAGCUCCUAUGCCCAGAUUGGCGAGUUGCCCUUCACAAACUACAUCGCUGACUUCGAAGGUGUGCUCGAUUACGUUUGGCAUUCAACGAACACAUUGGACGUCCUGUCGCUCCUUGGUCCAAUAGAUAAGGAUUAUCUCAGCAAAGUGGUUGGCUUUCCCAAUGCACACUUUCCAUCCGAGUAA
Molecule: messenger RNA, 1758 nt
Organism: Zychaea mexicana
Lineage: Eukaryota; Fungi; Mucoromycota; Mucoromycetes; Mucorales; Lichtheimiaceae
Product: Endonuclease/exonuclease/phosphatase
Exons: 5
Coding region: 1-1758 (585 amino acids)
Biological process (GO): nuclear-transcribed mRNA poly(A) tail shortening
Cellular component (GO): CCR4-NOT complex; nucleus; cytoplasm
Molecular function (GO): protein binding; poly(A)-specific ribonuclease activity
Source: RefSeq, a predicted model, not a curated record